ACGCUUCUCGUUCCACUCCGAGGGCAAGCAUGGGUACUGCGGCUGAUUUGUCAUAAACCGAAGGAUUGCGAGACCGGCUGUAAAGAAGUUUUUAAGAAACUAACCAAAAUGCACGAAAGGCUUCUUCCACCUUCCCCGAACUGGUAUUGCUCUCGCUGUUGUGAUGUCAACGCCAAAGGACUUUUGGGGUUUGGAGGAAAAAAUUCAGUUUAUUUGCUUAGCGUCACAGCCGCAUCUCCUGUGGUGUCAGGUGAACUCAAAGGCCACACUGAACGUGUCUCUGGUUUUGCAUUUUGCCAUUAUCCUGGUCAAGAUGACAUCUGUGCAAGUUGUUCGGAUGAUGGAACUGUUAAAAUCUGGGAUUCCUAUAAACAAAUAAAGCUUAAAGAACACAAAAACCACCAGAGUACAAUAACAGCACUGCAUUGGUCUCCGCUUGUGAAAGACUUGGUGGUUUCUGGUGAUGAGAAGGGCAUUGUCAUUUGUUACUGGUAUAACAGAAAUGAUACCCAGUGCUUCUUCCCUGAGCCUAGAAACAUUUUUUGUCUGAGCUGUUCUCCUCACAAUGAAAACCACAUUGCUAUCGGCUAUAAAGAUGGAAUGGUUGUCAUUAUUGACAUUAGCAGAAAAAGUGAAGUAAUUCACAGAUUAAGAGGCCACGAUGAUGAAAUACACUCCUUAGCUUGGUGUCAUCAACCUUUAGAAGAGUUUUAUGUACGCCACGAUGAAGUUUUAGAGUCAGAGGUAGCGAGUGGAGGAAAUGGAGUAGAUUUGGCAGGAAAAGAAUGUUACCUGGCAUCAGGAAGCAAAGAUCAGACAGUGAGGGUGUGGAGCACAACACGAGGAAAAGGUGUUAUGACACUUAAACUUCCAUUCCUUAAAAGGAGGGGAGCAAGUGUUGACCCCAGUGUUAAAGAGCGUCUUUGGUUAACUGUGCAUUGGUGUAAAGGACGAUCAACACAGAUUGUUUCCAGCUGUUUUGGAGGUGAGUUGAUACUCUGGGAUUUGACUAAAUCUGGAAAGCAGAAAUGGACUCUUUUUGGAUCAUCUGUAGACGGACAGAAUCAUACUAGGAUUGCCUUCAAUUUGUGCUCAAUCUUAGCUGAGGAUAGAGAGCUUGUCUUCAGUACUUCAAUGGACAGAGAUGUGAAAUGCUGGGAUUUGAGCACCCUUGAUUGUUGCUGGACCUUACCUUCUCUUGGUGGAUUUGUCUAUUGCUUGAACUUUUCCCCUUUGGAUACAGGAUCACUGGCAGUUGGAGUUGGGGAUAAUAUGAUUAGGACCUGGAAUACAUUAACAAUUCAGAAUCGUUAUGACACUAAAAUUUUCUGGCAAGGGAUAAAAUCCAAAGUCACUGCUUUGGCUUGGCACCCACUAAAAGAAAACUGGUUGGCUUUUGGAACAGAUGAUGGCAAAGUUGGCAUCUUUGACACCUACUCAAACAAACCACCACAGAUAUCUGCAUCUUAUCAUAGAAAAACCAUUUAUACAUUGGCUUGGGGGCCACCUGUACCUCCUCUUUCAUUUGGUGGAGAAAGAGAAAAACAGUCAUUGACUCUGUAUAGUUGUGCUGGGGAGGGCACCAUUUUUCAACACAAUGCUUGGAAGCUAACAGAAGAGGCUACAGACAUAGAUAAAGUUAUUCGAGAAACAAAUGGAAUUAAACAUAAAUUACAGGCACACAGUGACCUAAACUGGAAGCCAGAUGGGAAAAUUCUAGCUGUCGGAAAUGAAGAUGGGUCAAUUGAGAUUUUUCAGGCAUUAGACCUCAAAUUACUGUGUUCUAUUCAGCAACAUCACAAGAUCAUCAAUGCUCUCUGCUGGCAUCAUGGUCAUGCUAGCCAAGAGGAUGCUAGUUAUUUAUUGGCUUCUGGCUCCAACAAUGCUAUUAUUUAUGUACAUAACCUAAAGAAUUUAAUAGUAUCACCUCCAGAUACUCCAAUUACAAUGAUGGAGUCUUAUAGGACUCUUACUGGGCACACUGCUAAAAUAACUGGCCUGGCCUGGAGUCCUCAUCAUGAUGGAAGACUUGUAUCUGUUUGUUAUGAUGGUACUGCACAGUUAUGGGAUGUGAUGAAGGAUGAGCCUUUGUGCAACUACAGAGGUCAUAAAGGACGUCUGCUCUGCGUCCAAUGGUCUCCAGUAGAUCCAGAUGUGAUCUGGACAGGAGGAGAUGAUUUUACUGUUCAAGAGUGGUGUGUUUCAAAACAGGAACAUUUGAAACCCCCAAAAGGGAAAAAAGGCAUCGAGCUUGAAAAAAAGAGGGCCUCUCAGGCAAAACCAAAGGCAAGGAAAAAAAAGAAAACGUCAGUCAAAGAAUGUGAUAAGAAGGAAGGAUCUGACGUUGUGAAUGGAGUUGAUGAAAGUUGCAGUACAAGAACAGAGGACAUAGCAUCUGGAGCAGAUGAGGAUGAGGAGGAAGUUGAAAAAAAAGAUCCACAUUUAACUGUUGAUUCUUGCCCUACACAAACAAAAGUUUUGCCUAAUGACACUGGAUACCACCGUGAUGUACAGGUUACAGCUGCAUCUGAAAAAAAUAAACCAGCAGUUAAAAGCUGGUCUGGAAAAUGUGAUUCUGUGAAGGAAGAAAAAAAGAGAGAAAAGCAAGCAGAAAUGCAAAUACCAGUAAAGAAGAAAAAAGCUCGCUCAAUACUUCCACUCAGUACUUGCAUGGACCACAAAUCAAAGGAAGAACAGCUACAGGAUUGCUUGACUCUUGCAACAGUUCAACAUUCUGGAGAACUUUCAAGUCAGUGUAUACCUGGAUCAGGUGCCCACAUUCAUCUUGGGCUUUUUGAAAAGCGGGAUGCUCUGUACAAAAUGUUUGAUGAAGAAGGUCGGAGCCACAUUGAAGGAGGGCAUUUUGAUUCAUUAUUUUACCUCCUGCUAUGGAAAGGAGACCUAGCAGGGGCUCUUCAGAUAGCCACCGAGAAAGGAGAACUGACUGAUCACUUAGUUGCUAUUUCUUCAAUGGCGGGCUAUCAAGUGUGGGCAAGAACAGUAGAAGCAUUUGUGAAACAACUGUGUUUUCAAGAGCAGUUUGUUAAAGCUGCAUCUUAUCUUCUUUCUGUUCACAAAGUUUAUGAGGCAAUUGACCUCCUUAAAUCUCAGCAGCUGUAUAGGGAAGCCAUAGCUUUAGCAAAGUCAAGAUUACCUUCCGAAGACCCAACUCUCAAGGACCUUUAUAUCUCAUGGGCCUUAGUCCUGGAAAGAGAUGGUCAUUACGCAGCUGCAGCUAAAUGUUACCUAGCAUCUGAUUCAACCUACGAGGCUGUCAAGGUAAUUGCCAAGAAAAGUGAUGCAAUGUCAUUAAGAACUGCUGCAGAAAUUGCCCGUGUUGUUGGAGAAAGUGACCUGUCGCAUACACUUUCACUGAGAAUUGCCAAAGAAAUGCUUUUAGCUGAAGAUUGGCUUGGUGCCCAGGAUGUUUUAAGGGCACAGGGCAAACUACUGGGCCAUCAGCUUAUCUUUGCCACCAAUGAAUUAUUUUACAUUUCCUUGGAAACAGCAAAACUUGUUAAACGGAGCAGCACAUCAGCUCACAGCUGGACUGUGGGACAAGAUCCUUUUAUAGAGACAGUGAUAAAAUUAUGGGAAGCUGAAUUUAAUGUAUCCAGUAAGGACUGUGAAAAAAUGCAUCUGCUAUACCAGCAGCUCAAAUCUGUUGAAAAUCCUCCUGCUUCUGUUAAUGUGCCAUUUAAACAGCUUUUAUUCCAUUUAUCACAUGACAUCACAGUGAUCAUUGUCAGCUUCUUGAGAUCUGCCUGGAGUGAGACGAUAUCAGACAUUCUGGGUGUAGUCAGCCGUUGCAGUGAAGCUGGAAACUAUUGUCUCAUGAGAGAGGUUUGCAAACUACUACUACCAAAAGGUAUUGAUUCCAUUUUAAGUAUCAAAGACAUGCUGGAUUCUCCUGACGUUGACACUUUAGCAGCUUCUCACAGCCUUGAAGCCUUUGUUGCUUACAUACAACUUUAUGAAAUGUGGUGGAAAGGAAGUGGUACAGAAUUACAGUUAGAGAAUGAAGUUCAAAGAGGCAGCAUUGAUGCUGGUGAAAUGGAGCUCAUGAAUGAUGAAAGUGGGGAUCACGUUAAAGAAAAUUCAACAAACGUCAAUGGUGCCAGUGAUGAGUGUUCUCCGAAGAAGGAACUGUGCCACUCAAAGCAGGAAAGCAGUUUGUCAUUCUGUAGAAGUUUACUUUCUGAAACUCAUGCUGCACUACAAACAACGCAGCAUUUAAUAAAGGAGAUACAGGAGAAGUUAUCCAGCAUGGUCCACUUCCACAUGAGGGCAGCAGAAAGUAAGAAAAAUGGCGAACUCUGUAGUGAAAAUCCUGAAACCGACCUAACAGGACCUGCACAAGCCCCAGUAGCACAAAGUAUUGAAGAACCUGAAUCUCUGCCAUCAUUGAUAGCUUUGCUGUCAGAGUACAAUAAGACCCUGACUCACAUUCCUGACCAUAUAAAGCACAAUCCUUUCCCAGAUGUCCUUGAGUGCUGCCUUAUCCUCCUCUAUAUGGAGAGGUCUGUACCUGCAUCAGUUCCAGAGGACCUCGCCAAACAGGCGCGCUCCUUAAUCCAGAAAUACGGAACUACAGUCACUUAUAAGAAAGCCUAUCAUAGUUUCUUUAAUUAAAGACAUAUUUCUUUAUAAAAUA
Polypterus senegalus (gray bichir) is the source of this 4654-nucleotide messenger RNA. RefSeq names its product gem (nuclear organelle) associated protein 5 (gene gemin5). The record is from RefSeq and is a predicted model, not a curated record. NCBI's taxonomy places the organism in Eukaryota, Metazoa, Chordata, Cladistia, Polypteriformes, Polypteridae. Gene Ontology annotation, molecular function: protein binding. The transcript is spliced from 28 exons. Bases 109 to 4632 code for a protein of 1507 amino acids.